AUGACAGACUUAAAUAAUAAUAAUAAUACAAAUAAUACAUCUACAUCAAAUAGAAAGAGAACAUCAAAGUUGUGUGAGAUAUGCAAUGUACAAAGACCAGUUCUAAAGAGACCAAAAACAUCUCAAAUGAUCUGUAAAGAAUGUUUCUAUCAGGUAUUUGAAGAUGAAAUUCACAACACAAUCGUUUCAAAUCAACUCUUUCAAAGAGGUGAUAAAGUUGCAAUCGGUGCAUCUGGUGGAAUCACUAUUAACAUCGUGUUUAACUUGAUAGAUUCAACCGUAUUAGCAGAGAUUAUGACAUUAUUAAAUAAAAGACAUGAUUAUGGAUUGGAUCUAUUUUUAUUAUCAAUUGAUGAAGGUAUUACAGGUUAUCGUGACGACUCGUUGGAAACAGUGAAGCGAAAUCAACAACAAUACCAAAUACCACUAAAGAUCCUUUCGUACAAGGAACUUUACGAUUGGACAAUGGAUGAGAUCGUCAAGGAAAUUGGAUUAAAGAAUAACUGUACAUUCUGUGGUGUAUUUCGUAGACAAGCACUCGACCGAGGUGCUGUCCUUCUAGGUGCCAACAAAAUAGUUACAGGUCACAAUGCCGAUGAUAUCGCAGAGACUAUCUUGAUGAAUUUGCUAAGAGGUGAUGUACCAAGAUUACAAAGAUGUGUUAAUAUAGUCACUGGAUCAGAAGGUACACUACCACGUUCCAAGCCCUUUAAAUAUACCUAUCAAAAAGAGAUCGUAAUGUAUGCAUACUUUAAGAAAUUGGAUUACUUUACCACCGAAUGUAUCUAUGCACCGAAUGCUUAUCGUGGACACGCACGUGACUUUUUAAAGGAUCUAGAGGCUGCAAGACCAUCAGUGAUCAUUGACAUUAUACACUCUGCCGAGAACUUUGCAUUCAGAGAUGAAACUAGAAUGCCAGUACAAAGAAAUUGCAAUAGAUGUGGAUAUAUCUGUUCCAAUGACAUCUGUAUGGCAUGUGAUCUACUAAGAAAUCUCAACGCAGGAAUGGCUAAAGUUGCUCUAACAAGCAAUUCAUUAUUAAAAUAUAACCAAUCAUCUACUUUAACAAAUAAUAAUAAUAAUACAUCAAAUAAUACAUCAAAUACAAAUAAUACAUCAAAUACAAACAAUACGACAAACACUACAGCAAAUAGUUAA
Molecule: messenger RNA, 1158 nt
Organism: Heterostelium album PN500
Lineage: Eukaryota; Evosea; Eumycetozoa; Acytosteliales; Acytosteliaceae
Gene: ctu1
Product: ATP-binding domain-containing protein 3
Exons: 3
Coding region: 1-1158 (385 amino acids)
Biological process (GO): tRNA wobble position uridine thiolation
Cellular component (GO): cytosolic tRNA wobble base thiouridylase complex; mitochondrion
Molecular function (GO): tRNA binding
Source: RefSeq, a predicted model, not a curated record